This is a messenger RNA of Exophiala oligosperma, 1515 nucleotides long. RefSeq lists its product as uncharacterized. Bases 1 to 1515 code for a protein of 504 amino acids. Gene Ontology annotation, molecular function: carbohydrate:proton symporter activity. Gene Ontology annotation, biological process: carbohydrate transport; transmembrane transport. The record is from RefSeq and is a predicted model, not a curated record. Gene Ontology annotation, cellular component: membrane. NCBI's taxonomy places the organism in Eukaryota, Fungi, Ascomycota, Eurotiomycetes, Chaetothyriales, Herpotrichiellaceae. The transcript is spliced from 8 exons.
AUGGUUGAAAAGAAACGCAACGCGUACAACAUCCUCAUUGUGGCCUUUGUGGCUCUGGGAUCGUUUGCCUUUGGAUACUCGAAUACCAUUAUUGGUACGACCCUUGCGCAACCUUCAUUCAUAUCGUACUUUGGUCUCGAUAAGAGUUCCAACAGGAAUGAAAUUGCCGGUGCAACAAACGGUAUCUAUACCGGUGGAGGCUUGUUGGGUGCCCUGUUUGCGUCUUGGUCAGCCGAGCAGUUGGGCCGCAAAAAAUCAAUCUUCAUCGGUGCCGUCCUCGCUACUGUAGGAGGCGCUCUGCAGGCUGGAUGUCCUCAGCAUAUCGCUGCCUUUCUCAUCUUCCGAUUCAUCAAUGGACUCGGAGUUGGCAUGCUGCUACCUCUUGUUCCUCUGUACCAGAGUGAAGUUUCCCCUCCUCAUUCUCGUGGUAUGAUGGUUGGGUUCCAUGGUAUUUGUGUCACCAUCGGCUAUGCUACAGCGAGUUGGGCCGGCUUCGGGUUUUAUUUCGUCGACGCCAGUGGUGCGCAGUGGCGUCUCCCUUUGGCCAUCCAAGCCAUUCCUGCCUUGUUCUGCGCAGUCGGUAUACUCUGGAUGCCGGAAUCCCCUCGAUGGUUGAUUUCUCGAGAACGAGCCGAAGAAGCCUUGAAAAUUGUGCAAAGGCUACAUCGAGACGAAAGUGACCCGGACGAUGUCUUUGCGUUCCGAGAGUACCAGCAAAUCAAGCAACAAUACGAAAUUGACAAGCACAAUGAGGUGUCUUGGAAAGAGAUGUUUGUCAGAGCGUCAUACAGAAAACGAAUGAUCAUAGGCGCUAUUGUGAUGUUCGGAUCACAAACCACAGGUACCACUGUUAUUGCAAACUACGGCCCAGAACUCUACAGUGCCCUCGGCUUCGGUACCACUAUGCAACUGCUCUUUUCUGGAUGCUAUGCCACUCUCGCUCUGAGUGGCAACUUCUUCAACGCCUUUACCAUCGACAAGAUUGGCCGUGUCAAUGCACUCAAGAUCGGAUGGAUCGGAGACGCGUUGGCGCUGAUUGGCGAAUGUGCCGCUCUCAGCACCUUUGAGAGGACUGGAUCACAUGCUGCAGCUGUUGCUAGUGUGUUUUUCCUGUUUUUGCACAUUGCUCUGUUUGCGUUCAACAUUGACGUUACCACCUAUGUCUACACAUCUGAAAUCUUCCCAAACCACAUCCGAGCGAAGGGAAUGUCGGCUUCGAUCGUGGCAUACUGGAGUUCCCUCCUCAUUUACCUCGAAGUGGCACCUACUGCGUUUGCGGAUAUCGGAUGGAAGUUUUACCUCGUAUUCUUGAGUCUGUUGGUGUGCUUCAUCAUACCUCUUUUCUUUUACUUUCCGGAAAGUAAAGGAUUGUCAUUGGAAGAAAUCGCUCGCCUCUUCAACGAUGAGACCACGGAUGUUAGAUUGGAUGCUCCAGAAUCAAGUCAGGAGAAGGUGGAGAUCAACAAGGAGAAGGAGCUGGUUAGUCAGACUGAGCACCUCCCACCAAAGGAAUAA